This is a messenger RNA of Glycine soja, 312 nucleotides long. RefSeq names its product bZIP transcription factor 53-like. The transcript has a single exon. Gene Ontology annotation, biological process: positive regulation of DNA-templated transcription. Gene Ontology annotation, molecular function: DNA-binding transcription factor activity; transcription cis-regulatory region binding. Gene Ontology annotation, cellular component: nucleus. NCBI's taxonomy places the organism in Eukaryota, Viridiplantae, Streptophyta, Magnoliopsida, Fabales, Fabaceae. The record is from RefSeq and is a predicted model, not a curated record. Bases 1 to 312 code for a protein of 103 amino acids.
AUGGACGAGACGAAUAUGAAGAGGAGGGCAUUGAACCGUGAAUAUGCAAGACAAUCGCGGUUGAGAAAGCAUAAGCGAUUGGAGGAUUUGACCAACGAAGUCAACAUGUUGCAAAGUGCAAACAAGAAGUUGGUAGAGAGCAUCAAGGCUAAGGAGGAAGCAUAUGCUGAGACGGAAGUUGAUAACAACAUCUUGAGAGCGCAAACCGUGGAAUUGACUGAUCGAUUGCGCUUUUUGCACUCUAUCAUUCAGGUUGCGGAAAAGGCCAAAGGGUUAUCUGUUAAUGUAAAGAUUCCAAAUCUUAAGCCGUAG